CCGGCUCCGCGGUUGGCGGGCUGCACGCGCGUCCAGCUUGCGCUCGCGCUGUUUUCGGCAGGGGGCGGGGUUUGUUUUCAGAGCGGACCUGAGAGACAAGAUGGCGACCGCAGGGAUCGCCGAACACCGAGCCAGUCCGGCCGGCACCGCCGCGGACGCCUCCCGGUCAGGGCCCGGCGCCGCCGGAGCCACCAGGUGCCGCUCCGGGUCCGGCACGCCGGAGAAGUGCUCAGCCUGCUCGGAGAGCCGGUCUGGGUCCGGCCCGGCCUGUCUCCGGUGCCCGGCCCGGAGAGUCCGGGGCAGAGAGGAGCGAAUCCGGAGAAGAAGUGACUCCGAGAGGAGCAGCGGCAGAGCGGGAAAGAGGGACGCCGAGAGCCGGAGAGAGGUCUUCGUCUGUCCGACGCUCCUCCCCAAGCCUGCAGACGCACCUUCAUGUCCAGCGGGGAAACACAAGCUGCUGGCGUCCGACGACCGAGACGAGGCGAGGAGGUGGAGCGCUCUGAUGGGGAAGGACGAACCCGGGUCGGUCCGGCGCGGCGUGGACCCGGUGAGUCUGACGGAACCGCGGUGUCCGCCUGUGGUGCUGCGGUUCUGCUCACCCGCUGCUGUGCCCCAGGGAGUUCUGUCGGACUCGGAGAACGAGGAGCCGAUCAGCAGGAGGAUCAGGAACAUCUCUGCGUUCAUCAGGAAGACCAAAAACUCCUCGGCUGUCAGCAGUGUUUCUCAGAGGAGCCGGAGCUGCACCGACCCCAUGGAGGACCGGGGAGGGAAGGUGAAGGUCGUCGUCCCGCCGGCGGCCGUGAUGGAGCAGGUGGGAAUCAGCCACAGCUCGGCGGCUGGAAUCCUGCUGUCGUCGGAGAACAGCCGCUCCGUGUCGGCUCCCAUCACGGCGCCCGACCGCAGGCUCACCUGGCGGGCGGUCCUCACGUCCUCGGCCCCGCUGAGCCUGCCGCCGCCGCCGCCCCGCGCCGAGCGCUCCAUCAGCCCCGAGAGCAACGACAGCAUCUCCGAGGAGCUCAACCACUUCAAGCCCAUCGUCUGCUCGCCGUGCACGCCGCCCAAGCGGCUGCCGGACGGCCGCCUGGUGGAGCCCACCGUCGUCAAGGCAACGCCCCGCAACCUGAGCCGCAGCCUGCACAAGGCCACCAGCUACGAGGCCAGUCCCGCCGUCCUGCAGAAGUGGCGGCAGAUCGAGCUGGACCGGCAGGGCCUGAACGUCAGCUCCCGCGCCACGCUCACCAGCCCGGUGUCUGAGCCCGGCAAGCCCGACGGAGGGGGCGGAGCCUCCAAGGCGCAUCAGCACCGCGGCGCCGUGGCGUUGUCCAACAGGAGGCGGCUGCUGUUCGAGCCUCCGGACACGGACGCCUUCCAGAAGCAGUCCGUGACCAUCCGGGUCCCCGCCGUGCGCUACGGCUGCGCCACCGCCCUGAGGGGGCGCUCGGACUUUGAGCCGGAAGGCGUCACGCCGGAGCCCUGCGGCGGGCCGGCGCCGCUCGCCCAGAAACGGUCGCUGUCGCCGCGCAACAACUCCGGGUUCCAGCCCGGAAAAUUGGUGCCAAAGGACUCGGCGAGUCCCAGGAAGGACUGGGACGGCGGCGUCCACCACCAGGCUACCUCAAGGAGGGGCAAGAAGAGGAACCAGAAGACCAAACACCUGGACCUGGACCUGAAGAGGAGCCGGGCCGGCGUCCAGCAGGGGGCGCCGUGUCCCGUCCAGCAGGAGCAGCAGGACAGGGCCCUGGCCCUCAAACUGCAGAGACAGUUCGACCUGGAGAUCCGCAGAACCAGCCCCGACAGGUACUUCCUGCGCUCCUGGAGGUCCUCCCAGAACCGCAGGAGGCGGAGCCUGAGGACGUCCCGGCGAAUCAGCAAGAAGCUCUGAAGGCGAGCCGGGCUCAGCUUCCAGUAACUCAGAUAUGCAAAGAGACCAAAGGACAGUUUUCAGGCGUGGAACGUUUUCUUCCAAACACCAGCAGAGCACCAAAAACCAACGGAGCUGUGAGCAGAACCUGAACAGAACCUCCUGAUUCUGGUUGGCCUUCCGGAUCAACGGGUUCAGGUCCUCUGCUCCACAGAGACAGAACGGCUUUGAUGACCAUCAAGCUGCUGGUUACUGAUAAUCAGCCCAUCGGUUCUGGAGAUGCUCCGGGCCAAUCAGGUUCUGACCUCAGUGUCAUGACCACACCUGGAAGCAGGUGAACAGGUGACGGUUUCAGCUGCUCACAGCAUCAUCCGGCUGACUCCAUAUUUAUCUGUGUAUUUAUUGACGAGUCAGCGUCCCCUCACAGACCUCACAGCCAAUCAGAGCGCAGCAGAGCGCUGCCCGUUGGAUGUGGGCGUGAUGGGGGUCCCGGCCUCGCUACGGACCCAGACCCGGUUCUGAUUCUGUGACGGACGCGCUGCAGCGGGGCAGGUAGACCUCCUGGUAGCCUUCAGCGGAUGAAUCGAUGCGUCUCUGACAUAAAUUCAUGAUUAACUGCAUUUAAUGAGCUGCACCGCAUCCUGGUCAGAAGGCUCCUUUCUGUACAUCAUGUAAACGAAGAACUGUGCAGGAAUGAAAUAAACGGCAUAAAACAGGAA
Molecule: messenger RNA, 2580 nt
Organism: Fundulus heteroclitus (mummichog)
Lineage: Eukaryota; Metazoa; Chordata; Actinopteri; Cyprinodontiformes; Fundulidae
Gene: rnf169
Product: ring finger protein 169
Exons: 5
Coding region: 101-1882 (593 amino acids)
Biological process (GO): double-strand break repair
Cellular component (GO): site of double-strand break; nucleus
Molecular function (GO): ubiquitin-protein transferase activity; nucleosome binding
Source: RefSeq, a predicted model, not a curated record